CUGAUUCUCGCCAGUGCUGCUGGAGACACCGAGGGGAGAGGACGCAUCGCAUUCGCUCCAGGACUCGGCACCUCCUCCUCGCAUCUCCUCCAGCAAUCUAGCUUGUGUGGGUUACCUGGCUAUGUUUCACGUGUUAAACCGAGGACAGCUAUAGUGGUAGUGGGCGUUAGAGCCAGUGGGCGGUGAGAGUGGGCUAAAAGGAAAUAGUGGUUAGUGGUGAAUAAAGAAAAUGUCCAGAAUGAAGCUGCGUUUCCUGAGACAUUUGGUGAUACAGAUAUGUUUUGCUCUCGCUAUGAUCGUCACCGGCUGCGUCGCCAACCCGGACGCCAAGCGGCUCUAUGACGACCUCCUCAGUAACUACAACCGCCUCAUAAGACCCGUCUCGAAUAACUCGGAGAAGCUCACCGUGAAGCUCGGGCUCAAGCUCUCUCAGCUCAUCGAUGUGAAUCUCAAGAAUCAAAUUAUGACAUCCAACGUGUGGGUGGAACAGAACUGGCACGACUACAAGCUCCGUUGGAACCCCGAUGACUAUGGAGGCGUGGAGAUGCUCUACGUCCCCUCGGAGCACAUCUGGCUGCCCGAUAUUGUGCUCUACAACAAGUGAGUACAAAGGCUAUUUUCCUGUGUCUCGCCGGUAGGAUUGUCGUAUUUACUACUGUAGUUGUGA
This is a messenger RNA of Penaeus monodon (black tiger shrimp), 667 nucleotides long. RefSeq names its product acetylcholine receptor subunit alpha-like 1. Lineage: Eukaryota; Metazoa; Arthropoda; Malacostraca; Decapoda; Penaeidae. Bases 230 to 604 code for a protein of 124 amino acids. The record is from RefSeq and is a predicted model, not a curated record. Gene Ontology annotation, biological process: signal transduction; chemical synaptic transmission; monoatomic ion transmembrane transport. Gene Ontology annotation, molecular function: acetylcholine-gated monoatomic cation-selective channel activity; transmembrane signaling receptor activity. The transcript has 4 exons. Gene Ontology annotation, cellular component: postsynaptic membrane; neuron projection; synapse.